UGCUUGCCUGGCUUGAACCAAGGCUUACAAGGGACUAUGCAGUUCUACAUCAAACUGUAUAAAAACUCUCAUUAUGUAUUUGCCUGUGUUGUUGCAGCGCUAAAUCUUGAUUAUUGCUAGAGAAUAUGCACAUAGCUGCACGUGCACGCGUGAGGAAACGAGGAUACCCUGCCGCUGCAAGAAAGAGAGGGGAGAUUCUGCCGUGCUUUCAUCAUUAUAAUCACCAUCCUAAGUACUAGCUCUUAACAUUUUGUUUUUCGGUGUUCAGGGGAGAAGUGACAAGAAUACAGACCCCUCCUCUGCAGGGCGGAGCGUGCAUUUUCAUUUCGUAUUUUGUAUUUUUUUUAUUUUUUUUCUAGCCCUUUUCUCUGCUCUGACACGUCUGCACUGAGUGAGUGGCAUUGGCACACUGUCAAUCGCUCACUACCGCUGCCAUCAAACAACAUAAAACACACACAGGCAGAGGCUGGAGCUCAUAAAUUUCAGCAGGGCAAGAUAUUUUUUGCGCAUCGCCUUUAUACAGCGUUGUAUCCUAAUUAAUUUCUUUUUUCUCGCUGUUGCUUUUUUUUCUAAACAGAAAUCUCCCAACUUUUUGUACAUUUCAUAUUUUUAUAGUCACAUUUGGACACCAUAUGCCGCAGAUUGUGUAUUUUUUAAAAUGCUGUUAGUUGUCGUGGGAAUCAUUUGUGCACAUUUGUAGUUAGCAGCUCCUGCAAGCCUAAGAUUUUUUUUUUAAAUUUGUUUACGCGUUUUCACAUUGGAUAUUUUUGUUGCCGGUGCUUCACGAGGAGGACUUGGACAUUUUGGAGAGGAAAUGCGCCGGGGAUCCCAUGAAGAGCGCUAAUAAAUGAGAGAUCACCAAGGAGCGUUUCUGUCUAUACCACCCGUCAAAUCGAAGAGAAAAGAUCGAUUGGCAUGAGGAUUCGUGCGGGAUACGAUGGACCGUCAAUUUUGACAAAGAAGUUCUAAGAAGAAGAAAAAAAGGUUUAUGCAUUUUUCUACCAACCACUCGGUUUGGUACUUUGGACCGCGCGUAAAAAACGAGAGGACAGCGAGAACUUGGACACAAGAUUUAAGCUAAACAUCACUGCUAGUCUUCAUAAAAAAUAAAAUAAAAUAGAAACGUGUGUGCUCUGUUAAGCUGAAGAAUCCCACAGCCUUGCAUCCUUCUCUGCGGUACAUGUUGUUGUAGCCAAUUUCGUAUAUGAGUUUUUCAAUUUGUGUGGCUCAGUGCACAGACUCUUUAGCGGCUACUAUGGACGAUCAAGCCCGGAUCAUGCAGUCGAUCGGCGGUGUCAGUCUGACUGGACACUCGGUACAAGGAAGCAUGACACUGCCGCCUCCACAUGGACACGAUGGGACAGACGGGGACGGAAGAAAACAAGACAUUGGUGACAUUCUGCAUCAAAUAAUGACCAUAACAGAUCAAAGUCUGGACGAGGCGCAAGCAAAGAAACAUGGACUGAACUGUCACAGAAUGAAACCAGCCCUCUUCAGCGUCCUCUGUGAAAUCAAAGAAAAGACAGGUCUCAGCAUCCGUGGCGCCCAGGAGGAGGACCCCCCAGACCCCCAGCUCAUGCGUUUAGACAACAUGCUGCUGGCAGAGGGCGUGGCGGGGCCAGAGAAAGGGGGCGGAUCUGCUGCCGCCGCAGCUGCGGCCGCAGCCUCUGGCGGUGCAGCCGACAACUCCAUUGAACAUUCUGAUUACAGAGCUAAACUCACCCAGAUCAGACAGAUCUACCACACAGAGUUGGAGAAAUACGAACAGGCAUGUAAUGAAUUCACUACCCAUGUGAUGAACCUGCUGAGGGAACAGUCCCGCACGCGACCCAUCUCUCCCAAAGAGAUUGAGCGCAUGGUGGGAAUCAUCCACCGUAAGUUCAGCUCCAUCCAGAUGCAACUGAAACAGAGCACCUGUGAGGCUGUCAUGAUCCUGCGCUCCAGAUUCCUUGAUGCCAGGAGGAAAAGGCGAAACUUCAGCAAGCAGGCGACGGAAAUUUUGAAUGAAUAUUUCUACUCACACCUCAGCAACCCGUAUCCAAGCGAGGAGGCUAAAGAGGAGCUGGCCAAGAAGUGCAGCAUCACAGUUUCCCAGGUAUCCAACUGGUUUGGCAACAAAAGGAUCCGGUACAAGAAAAAUAUCGGCAAGUUUCAGGAAGAAGCCAACCUGUAUGCUGCCAAGACUGCUGUAAAUGCAGCACACGCUGCAGCCGCUGCAGUGCAGAACAGCCAGGCCAACUCCCCUACCACACCUAAUUCUGGAUUCCAGAUGAAAGAUGAAGAGUUUCAGCUGGAUUCUGCAGAGAGCAAAAACACUCUUUUAACCAACAUGUUUACUGGUUCUUCAGGUUCUUUUAACCUCCCAAACUCUGGGGACAUGUUCUUGAGCAUGCAGAGUCUGAAUGGGGAUUCUUACCAAGGGGCACAAGUCGGAGCCAAUGUACAGUCACAGGUGGAUACCCUGCGCCAUGUUAUCAGUCAGACGGCAGGAUACAAUGAUGCUCUCGGGGGAAACACAAUGUACAGUCCACAUGGCUUAAAUGCUAAUGGGGGAUGGCAAGAUGCAACAACUCCAUCUUCUGUAAUAUCUCCGACAGAAGGACCUGGAAGUGUGCACUCCGAUACCUCGAACUGAUCCACUAUUAAUGCAUCUUCGCCUCUAGCUGGGCAUGGACUCUUAAACUGGCUGACCAACUGCAGCGGAUAUUAUAAAAAACAAAAACAAAAACAAAACAAACAAAAAAAAAAACCCCACAACCUUUUCACAACAGAUUUGUUUUCCUGUACCUUAAAAUCUCCCACGACCAUGCCAUUCAAAUGACAUCUUCCAUUAUAAACACCAAGUGUUUCCUGAUUGUUCAGUGUUUUCUUUCUGUCUUCAUAAAUCAACCAUAAUCACUAUGCUCUUAUUUGUUUGUUGUAGAGGUAAGCACACACACACAUACAAGUAAAAACAGCCCUCAGAUGUUACUCAGUAAACUUUCGGGAUAAUUAUCUCCUCUGAACUCAAAAUACUUGAUGACACUUUAACAUGAAAUUUUAUGACAUUAUAAAUGCCCAUUUGUUUGAUUCUUGAUUUAAUUACUGCUUUCCAUUUUGAUAAUUAGAUUCUCUUUCACUUUGUACAAUACAUAGAUUAAAGCAGCUCUUUCUUUGACCGUAAUGUGCUCGCAGUCUUGUCCAGCAACUCAACAAUGCUAAUGUUGACAGCUCAAUGGCAGCUUUGUAGUUCCUUUCAAGAUUUAUUUUUGCCUUACAGCCGUAUACAUUAGUACAACGAAAUGACUAUUCAGACUCUGGAACAUAAAGAAGUGUAAUUGAUUGCUCGACUAUAACAUCACACCAUUCCAUAUUUUAUAAUUUGAUGUUUAGUAUGUACAUAUGUAAACAUUAUUUUCUACUGCUUAUGGAAAUCAACAAAUCCCCCACAGUAGAUCAUUCUUUCAUGGCACGUAGGAGCAGGCCCCCAUUACACAGGAAAAGUUGUACAUAAUAUAGCUUAAGAGUAAUUAUACACCCCACCAAUCAAUACACAGCUUUAUUACCUCAUUCAAAUUCAUACAAACCAGUCAUUUCCAACCUUUCUGUAGCUUAGAGUGCUCACUUACUACCUCUAAACAAAACCUCCACCAUAGGUUCUUUUGCCCUUAUUUAAUGUUUUUAUGUAGUUAUUUUGAUUACAUCUUGUAACACUGUAAACUCUUCAUUCUCUAUGUAAUCUAAUGUAUAUUUUAAUCUUUUAAUAAAAUGCUGUUGCUGUACUGCAACUUAAAAUGACAAAAAUUAAAAAAAUUAAAAUGAUAAUGAUAUUAAUGCCAUGAAAGAUAGACCGGGGGGGGGGCUGGUGGUCUAUGGCUUUUAUGAGCUGGUGCGAUGAACAUUGUUGAUAAAUUGACACCAAACAGUAAAACUGUUGUAAAUACUGCAGAAAAUAAACAUUUUGAAUGUUGCUCAUCUUGUUACUAAAUCAUGCGAAAAAAAGAACAAAAAAAAAAUCACUAUAAAACUGUAAUGCAUAGAGGUUUCAGUAUUCACAACUGUAAAUUUCCAGCUCUGUUCAACAGGGUGCGAGACUUCUUUUCUCUUUUUUCUAUUGUAUGUGAUUCUGAAACUGAAAAGUCAUGACAAAUGAUUUGUGGCAGUGAUUCCGAUGUAUUAAAGAUGUUUAGUGUUACUUUCUAACCAGACUACACCCUGGACUGAAAAGUCUUCCUUGUGGUAGUUGUGUAAUUUCAAACAUGAAUAAACCUUUUGCUUUCAUGACA
Messenger RNA from Monopterus albus (swamp eel), 4265 nucleotides. RefSeq names its product pre-B-cell leukemia homeobox 3b (gene pbx3b). Bases 1205 to 2635 code for a protein of 476 amino acids. Gene Ontology annotation, biological process: regulation of DNA-templated transcription. Lineage: Eukaryota; Metazoa; Chordata; Actinopteri; Synbranchiformes; Synbranchidae. Gene Ontology annotation, molecular function: DNA binding; DNA-binding transcription factor activity, RNA polymerase II-specific. Gene Ontology annotation, cellular component: nucleus. The record is from RefSeq and is a predicted model, not a curated record. The transcript is spliced from 11 exons.